AUGGUGACGUUAACAAAACUAGAAAAACUCAGAAAGGAUGAACAGGCUAAAGGUUUCAAGCCUCUAAUGGACGAACUCACUCAGUGUUCUGGGGAAGAGUUCGUCGAAAAACUGAAAGGCUUGAUCGAAUGGGACAGAUCAAAAGAUGACUUGUACACGUGGAUUCCUGUACUUAACAGAAUUGACGCUAUGCUAGGGAAGCUGGUCGAAAAUUACUCGUACAAGGGCUCUGACCCCAAGAAACAGCCCGUCAGGCUUACAGUAAUGAAAGCAGCGGAUGAAGACGUUGCCGUGGGGUUGAUGGGAUUUACAUGCAGGCUGCUGAACAAUAGCUCCAAUAGGCCGCUUUACUCUUCGUUAGAUGUUAUGGCUGAUCUAUUGAACUGUCCUAACUAUAGAAUCAAGCUGGCUGCUACCAAGGUCAUUGCUACGUUUGGGGAGUGCCAAGUCAUUUCGCGACAAAAAAUUGAUAGCAAAAGCGCCAUAGGUACGCCUGACGUGAAGAGAAAAAUUUUGGAUUUGGCCCUUGCUAUUCCCUCGUCUUCAGCGGAUGACAGCAUGAAUCAUUUCGCUCUAUCAGAUUUGUUUUUCGACAAGAAAGCAUUUCCUUCAAAAUGGUCCAGAGUUGCGUUCAGUUACUAUAUUGAAAGUUCAAAAAAGACACAUAACGCUUCUUCUUCGGGCAGACAAGCAAAUACUUCGCUAAGGCGCUUUAUCCUUGGCCCUGAUGAGCUCAAAUCCAUGACUCUACAGCAGAUUUUUGACAAAGGAAUGGCAGAAAUACCUCCUGACAGAUGGUACGACUUUUCUCUUCAAGCUUCAGUUGCCAAGGCUUUCAGCGAUAACACCUUUGACAAUUUACAGCUCAGAAUCGUUAUUAUACAAACCAAGUUUAACGCGAUCGCCUUCACCAAUAUCGUUUACAUUCCGCCACAAGUCAGCUCAAAGCUUUUCGAAGUAGAUCCUUACGCAUUCAAUAAUCUGGCUGAUUUUCUCAGCCUUUCUGAGCAAAAAAUACCCAGGGAUCUUCGUCUUGACGCUUUGUUUGCAUUGGAAUGCAUAUCUCUAAAGCAUAUAUGGUGCUCUGACAUCAUGAGAAACUUAGGAGGAAAUAUGUCGCAUGGCCUUCUCUUCCAGAUUCUUAGGUACAUCAGCAAGGUUUUGCGGGAUGACACGAAUGCGGAAAUUGAUAACGAGUACAACGUUAGAUUUUCUUACUUGAUUUCAAACAUUGCUGAUGUCAAGUCUUUACAAGAGUCAUUGAUAGGCGCGGGCUUGAUAUCGAAUUUGCUCGAAGUGAUUUCGAUCAGGGACUGUCCUCAUAAGCGUACCCUCUCCUCUGCUGCUCAUUUGUUGGAAGUUGUCGUUGACGACGCGGACGCUGCCACGGAAUUUAUCACAAACAAUGGCUUUAAUGUUCUCAUUGAAUCCUUGAAUGAUGAAGUUCAUUAUGCAUUGGACCAUCCUGAGAUGGCAAAACCACCAAAAUAUUCAACCGUUUACUAUUCAAUUUCAUUUCGUCAGUUGACGUACAUUCGAAGCUUGUUGAAAUUGGUUUUAAAGCUGUUGAAGACCGAUUCUGGUGACAGGAUAAGAAAUUUGAUCGACUCGCCCAUCCUCCAGGCGCUAAACAGAAUAUUGGCCAAUAGGCCCACCUUUGGUUACACGCUUGUGACUUAUUCGCUUGACGUCAUUCAAACCGUUAUCAAUACUGAGCCUACCAUUUAUUCUGUCCUGGUAGAAUCAGAAACCAUCCCCUAUAUUAUUGAUCACUUUGAAGAGUUUUUAGGGCCCUCGGGUGAGCUGCUGUGUCUCUUGCCCGAGGUUAUCUCGGCUCUCAGCCUAAACGCCGAUGGACUGAAGCGCGUGAGAGAGAAACACUUAAUUGACUGCCUCUUUCAAAUUACGACGACACCAGAAUAUGCAAAGCUUUUGUCCUGGGAUGAUAACGCUUUUGACUUAGGCUCCUCCAUAGAUGAGCUCGCUCGCCAUUACCCCGACUUAAAGCCUGAUAUUGAGGCCGCAUUUCACAAAACGAUAAAAGCGCUACCGAAAAUUCUUAAGUUCGAUCAUCCUUAUGUCUAUAAGUCCUCAACAGGAAAGGGCGAAUUUUAUUUGUCGAAAAACGAAGAGGUUAUUGACAACGAAGAAGGCUCGAAAGAAAUCGAAUCUGGGGAGGUGCAAGUGGCUGCUGCCGUUGCUGACUGUUUUUCAGCGAUAUUUUAUGGAAUGACGCUAGAAAAUGUAUCUUGGGCAGGACUCGCUGAAAAAGUCGAUAUAAAGGAACUCUUGAGUGUGGUUAUACUUGAAAAACCACCCUAUGACUACGUUGGGUCACAAACUCUGCUGAAUUUUUCCGAUAUUUUGAAAAUGUUCGAUGACGAGCGCAGAAAUUACGCUCUUCCUGCUCUUCUAGAACGUCUUUCACAAAGCUUGGAGUCUGUUCGCGAAUUUUUAGAUUUUGGGUUCGAAAGGUCUUACGUGCUUUCGACACCAUACGAUAAACUAGAAGAGACGCUAAGGGAGCUUUCCAUCAUUAAUGUGAUACUCUAUAUCAUUACUGACACUUACGUCAAUAUUGCUUCUCUUUUCCCUAUCAGAGUUUUGCAAAUCUUGGAGUUUUUUGAGCAACAUGAUUUCAGUUUGAUAAGGAACUUGAGGCUGCUUUUCCAGAGAUGUGCCUUGGAAGAGAUGUUCAUUCGAGACAGGCUUCCGCCUUCUGUCGUUGCCGAAACUGCUGUGCGCCCCAUAGGGAACACACCACCUAUACUGAUUCACGCUGCGAAACCGACCAAAGACGAGGCCAAGGACGAUAAAACGUCUGCCAAAUUCAAGAACACACUACAAGACAGACACUUAUUCAUCCAAAUUCAAUCAUGGAGUUCAAUGCUGUUUAGAUGCUUUUUGAGACUGACGCAUGCGCGAAAGAUGAGCAUAGAAUCUAACGACCGCGCGCUGGAGAUCAGAGUUUUUGAAACGACUGUUGAUGAAAUUAUCAACAUGCUUGACCUUCGGUAUUUGGAGACACACAUGGGUUAUUUCUUAGUGGUUUUCAAUUUCGUCACCUUUGCAUUCACUUUCCCAAAUGUGACAACCUCUGCGGGUGGAACAAUUCAGACCAUUCCUGCUUUAUUGUUUUGCCAAAAUGGUGGUUUCAAGAUCUACUUCGAAGCAGUUAAGAAGCUUUUCGAUUAUCUGGAAACGCUGAAGUCUGUGGAAAAACUUGAAAAGAUCGAAUACAUCAAAGAUUCGCCCGAUGUUCUCGCUGUAACGUCCUUGAUCAAUUUGCUAUCAUUCAUCAACAAAUGCGUUCAAUUGGACUCUAUGGAAAAUAUUAAGAACACCUCUGAAUAUUACCCCUACGAUGAAAUACAGUAUAAUAUCACUAUUUCUCUAAUGGUAUCCGUUAAGAUACUAAGCUUGGGUCUUAUCAGCGAAAUAACUGAGGAAUAUGAACUGUUCCAAAAUGAUGAAAGGCGUCUGCCGUACUCUGUCUUCAAGCAGCUGUUGUCUCUGCUGAAAAAUAUCUAUAAUAACUCUUUUGAAGACGAGAGCUAUGAAGCCUAUCAACUUCAUUGGGAUUUGAUACCUCCCUCGCAACGUAAGGUUGCGAUGCUUCAAGAAUGUGGUAUAUCGGAAGAUGUUGCCCGCGGAUAUUUGGAGGAGGAAAAGGAUGAUUUACCCAUUUACGAAAGACCUGAUGUUUUUUCCGAAACAGAAUGGGAAAAAUAUCUAGAAUUAAAAAGGUCAGGCAAUUGGAAAACUGAUCUUGAGUUACUCGAUUCACAGUACAAGGAUAAUUCUAAUGUCGAUGACCUCUCGAAAAUGAGGAUAGAAUUUUAUCAAGGAGGAGGUAUGUUGGAUCGAAUGCUUGAGCUGUUGCCUCUAUAUCCCAAGCUGGUGAACGCGAUAUCGCAUACUCUUUUACAGAUGCUAAAGGAAAUGCAUGAAUCACCAACAAAUGUCCUUGAAAAUCUUUUAGUAAUGAUGAAAGAGACAGAUUUGGAAAGUGCCUCCAGUUUAGCUUCAGUCAUACAUUUGUUCGGGAUCCUGCUCAAUAACAAAGAGAUCUACGAAGUUGCUGAAGCUGAGAUCAAAGAGUUUGUCAGCUAUCUAACAAAAAGCCUACGCCCAGAGUACGUCAAUACUGCUUGGUUUUCGAAAGCUCUUUACGUUUAUGAAAUCAUCUUCGCAAAGUCAGAGUCACCAAAAGUCGAACAACUCUCCGGAGACUGGAAGGAAUGCGCUAAUUCGCCCUUUCCCUCAACCUUUAACGCUAUAGAUAUUUCCCAUCAAGCUAAGGAGGAAGUUUUUGAUGUUUUGAUAAGAGUCAAUGAGAUCAGUGACUUUUACUCUGCGUUAGCGGUUUCGCGGAUAUUGAUUUUGUACGCCAGGAACGAAUCGUUUGCUCAAGAAGUGGCAAAAUCUGGAGUUCUGGCAACGCUUUUGAAAGUCAUCGGUUUGCAUCAAAAGUCCGAAAAGAUCAAUUACCUUGAGUCUUCCUUCCUUUUAUUGGCAAGAAGAUGUUUUGAAAAUUCAGAUAUCGUCAAGAGUCUGAUACGGCACGAGUUGAACCGUGCCUUUACGAGCCGAGCAAUAGCGGAUAACAAAGAAAAAUCGAGAGACCUCGCUGGAUUGCUCUCAGAGAAAGCUAGUGUUGUACUGAGGGAGCCCAAUCUUUUCAUCAAUUGCCUAAGUGAGACUACCCGCUUUGAAAACUUUUUAAAUCCCAAAAAGCUUGACAAUUUAAGUGUGAAAAGAUACCCAAGCGAGUGCGAUGUCGAAAUGCAAGAUGCGUUCGCUUCUAGCGAAGAGAAGGUGACAUUGAAAAACAGAACUGGGAUUGUACACCUCUUGUUUACCCAACUCAUGGCCGCUUUCAAGAAGGACUGGGCAAAUGAUCCCUCUUCAAACGAGGAACUUGUCGAUGAUUUGCACAAAAAGGACGGCCAAAACGUAUCCAGAAAUCCUGUUUGCGGUUAUAUGAUCUUCCUGCUAAAGGUUCUUAUUGAGUUGGUCGGAAGUUACAAAGAAAGCAAAUUCGAAUUUCUUACUUUCAAUAAGAGAAACCUGUACGCCGAAGCCCCAAAACCUCGUACAACGGCUUUGAACUUCAUUCUAUACCAACUUCUGGACACUGACGACCGGAAUCAAGAAAAGGCGUCUGCUGAAAGAAGGGAAGUGAUCAGUAAACUUGCAAGGGACUUAAUUGUUAGUUUCGCUUCUUCAGUUCAAGAUGAGCGGACACAAAGAGGGGAUCCUAAAAUUGUGGAUCCAGAUAUGACAUUCAUCAGAAAGUUCACUAUUGAGUCAAUUGGUAAGGCUUUUAGGGAAGCGACUAAGACUCCAAAAACCCUCGAAUCAAACGUCGGUAAGCUUUACGGCUGGUUUCAUUUACUUUCGUCUUUGUUAGGGAACGAUGUCAACUACUUGCACUCCGUUUUAGACCCUAACAAAGUUUUUGUUGACAGAUACCAGAUUGGAAAGCUUAUGAUAGAAAUGGGAAUACCUUGUAGUAUUACAGACUGCAUCGCAUCUCUAGAUCUCAACUAUCCCUUUUCGAAGAAGCUCUUCAAUGCAUCAAUUGAGCCCCUCAACGCGAUUAAUGAAGUUAGAAGCAGAUUUUCCGCUCUUUUCAAAUUAGAGAAUAUCGAUGACGAGGAGGAGGUUGACGAUGAAUCUGAAAAGGAGGAAAAUGCAGACAUGUUCCGAAACUCCGCCUUGGGAAUGUACGACGUUGACGACAUUGAAGAAGACGACGAUGAUGACGCAUCCUUGAUAGGAGAAGAUGAGGAUAUUGCUUUUGUGGAGGGUGAUGAUGACGGACUCGAGGUCGUUUUUAGUGAAGAUGACUUAGAUGGGGAGCAAGAUUCAGAUGACCUUGGCUCUGAUCACUCCCUUGGAAGUGAGGAUGUUGACGACUCCGACGGAGAAAUGGAUUAUAAUAUUGCGGGUCCUAUUCAAGUAAGUUUAUCCUCGCAGGAAAGUUCAUUUGGCUCACGAGAAGUCUCCGAUACCGAUGAAUCUUCAUAUUUCACUGAUGAAGAAGGACCUAUGAAUAUGAUCGAAAUAGAUGAGUAUGGCUCAGAUUCUGCCAUGGACGAAAAUUUUGAUGAUAUUUCCGACAUUGACGAGUCCGAUUGGGAGUCCGGUCUCUCCGAGCUCUCGGGUUCGGAUGAAGACAAUUCAGAGGGAAGUAUCCAUGAGGGUGUACCUCCAAGUGAUAGAUGGUUAGCAGAUGAAAACGACGUAGAUGACGAGUCCGACGGCAAUGGCAGAGGUGUCUCUAGUUUCCAAUGGGUCUUUGCCCCUGAUCAACAACCGUUUAGAGUACAUGAUCGCUCCGCCAGUGCCCGUCGAGGUUCUCAUCACCAUCACCUGGGUCGGCGGUCUGGGUUUUCCAUGGUCAGUCCGUCAAUUAGUAUUCUUAAUGGCGGCCGGAGGGCUCAAAGCAUCUUAUUAAAUCCUCUUGGUCCAUCCGGACUCGAAGAAGUUGAAAAUGGAAUUGUUAAUCAGUUAAAUGAAGUGGGAAUUCCGGGGCGGUCGAGAACGGACGCAACUCAUCUUUCUGACGUUUUAUUUGGAGGUGAGUUUUUUGACGAGAAAACAUCUGCCGGCAUUUAUCUGAAAUCAACUACAGCCAGGUGGAACGAUAUCUUUGAGAUGUUCUAUGAUUCAAAGAUAUAUGUCAAUAACUGUUUGCCUACGAUUUUCUCGAGGAUUUUUGAGCCUAGCUCUGUUCUUUACAUAAAAAAGCGCGAGGAAGCGCUUCAAAAGCAGAGUGAGCAGAGGUUUAGAAGAGAGGAAGAACUGAAAAAGCAGAUGGAUGCCAAAAAACGCAAGUUGGAGGAUAUGCAAAACGAACCCGAAAUUGCUGAUUCUCAACACGAGGAAACGACUCAACACGAGCCGAUCAUUGUAAGCAUCGGUGGUGAGGAUGUUGAUAUAGCCGGUACAGACAUUGAUCCCGAGUUUUUGAACGCCCUUCCAGACGAGAUGAGGGCAGAGGUUUUUGCACAGCAUGUCAGAGAGAGACGCGCGGAAGCUCAGCACCAUCCUUUGUCUUCCCGCGAAAUUGAUUCUGACUUCUUAGAAGCAAUUCCAGAAAAUAUUCGUGAAGAAAUUUUGGAGCAGGAGGCCGCGGAGUCGAGAUUUUCGAGAUUAGUAGGCGCGCUCGACGAGAGGGAACCAGAAGAAGGAGAGUCUGAUGGGGAGCAUGAUGAGGUUAUCGAGGACGGAGAGCAGCCAAAGAGUAAAGCGUCAGAGAGGUGCUAUUUUUCUCCACUUGUCGACCGUGCUGGCAUUGCCGCAAUAAUGAGAUCGGUAUUCAUAGCGCAACCUUACUUGGCUCGCGAAGCUCACCACGAGUUAUUCUUCCGCUUAUGCUCAAGCAAGCAAAAUCGUAAUGACGUGGUGAAUUAUUUGCUACUCAUUUUGACUGAAGGGAUAACUGAUACACACUCACUUGAAAAAGUUUACAAUUUAAUCUCCAGCAAGGCUGUCGGCCCGAACAAAGGUGGACCUCCUACCAGGCAACUUCCUAUUGAUUGCACUCCCUUAAGCGUUGCAAACCAGACGAUUGAGAUUUUGCAAAAUUUGGUGGAAACAGGCAACAAGCUUAAGUUCUUUUUCAUUACGGAACAUGAAAACUUACUUGUCAAUCGGUCUUCAUUGAAAAAUAAAAAGGAUUUAUUCACAAAAAACAUGAAAUGGCCAAUAAAUCACUUGUUUGGACUUUUGGAUAAAAAGAUCAUUACUGAUGAAGCUGUACUUUUGGACUUUCUGACAAGAACACUUCAAAUUUGCACAAAACCAAUUUCCACGAUUGCCAAAUCUCUUCAGGAGAACGCACAGAGGAAGUUCUUAUUACCUGAGAUCGAAGAAAAACACCUAGAAAGUAUUGUUUCAAUUAUCAAAUAUGAUUCUUGCAACACGAAAGUCUUUCAACAAACCUUGAAUGUUAUGCUCAAUCUUCUGGUCAUGGCGAAUGCACAAGAAAAGUUUACACAGGAGCUAUCGCAUCUGGCACAGCCGGCCGUACGAAUACUUUCCGAUGAUGUCAACACUCUCAGCAAAAAGAUAACUGAUGUUGAGAAUGGAAGCGAGAUAAAUUACGAAAUUAUUCAGAAAUUUACGGUGCCAAGCUCAGAACAAGCGAAACUCUUGAAAGUGCUGACUGCAACAGAUUACAUUCACGCCAACAAGAAGCAUUUGACAGAGAUCGAGGUCGAAAAGCUCAUGAAAUUGUACGAUAGCAUGAAAUUGGGUAAUUUGUGGUCAGCUUUGAGUAAUUGUCUGACCCAAUUUGAGGAACGACCCAAUAUCACGUCAUCGGCGAGUAUUCUUCUGCCACUCAUUGAAUCCUUGAUGGUUGUCUGUAAACAUAGUAAAGUGCGAGACUCAAAGGAGCUGCUACGAUACGAAUCCAAAAAGUCCGACUUUGCUCAGAUUGCUGCGGAAAACACCUUCUUUGCGUUUACAGAUCUUCACAAGAAAAUUCUUAAUCAAAUGAUCCGUUCAAAUCCGAAAUUGAUGAAUGGGCCCUUUGCGCUACUUGUACGGAAUCCAAGAAUUUUGGACUUCGACAAUAAGAGAUAUUAUUUUGUUGCUCGAAUCAAGUCUGGUGGACAAGAGAGGCCAAAGCUUUCUAUAUCAGUUCGUCGUAAUGAAGUUUUUUUGGACUCGUACCGUGCAUUAUUCUUUAAAUCGAACGACGAAAUCAAAAGCUCGAAACUUGAGAUCACUUUCAAGGGUGAGGCUGGAGUUGAUGCUGGAGGUGUGACAAGAGAAUGGUAUCAGGUCCUUUCACGUCAAAUGUUUAAUCCCGACUAUGCUCUCUUCUUACCUGUGGCUUCUGACAAAACCACUUUCCACCCUAACAGGACAUCUGGUGUUAAUCCUGAACAUCUGUCCUUUUUCAAAUUCAUUGGAAUGAUCAUCGGCAAAGCUAUAAGCGACCAGUGCUUCCUGGACUGCCACUUCAGCAGAGAAGUCUACAAGAACAUACUAGGAAAACCUGUAUCGCUUAAAGAUAUGGAGUCUCUUGAUCUGGAUUAUUACAAAUCCCUGAUCUGGAUUCUUGAGAACGACAUUACAGGGAUAAUUGAAGAAACCUUUUCCGUGGAAACUGAUGAUUAUGGUGAACACAAGAUUAUUGACUUGAUUCCAGACGGUAGAGAUAUUGCUGUUACUGAAGACUGUAAGCAAGAAUACGUCCAAAAAAUCGUCGAGUAUAAGCUGCACACAUCCGUUAAGGAGCAGAUGGAUAAUUUUUUGCUUGGAUUUUAUGCGGUCAUCCCUAAGGAACUAAUAGCCAUCUUUGAUGAGCAGGAGCUAGAGUUACUCAUUAGUGGGUUGCCGGACAUCGAUGUUGACGAUUGGAAAAACAAUACCGUCUACGUCAACUACACCGCGACGUGUAAACAGAUCAGCCAUUUUUGGAGGGCCGUUCGAUCCUUCGACACGGAAGAGCGGGCGAAGCUUUUGCAAUUCGUCACUGGUACGAGUAAGGUGCCUCUUAAUGGAUUCCGUGAAUUGAGCGGUGUGAAUGGGAUUAGCAAGUUCUCUAUUCAUCGUGACUACGGCUCUACUGAAAGGUUACCAUCGUCCCACACAUGUUUUAAUCAACUCGAUUUGCCGGCGUAUUCUUCAUAUGAAACAUUGCGCGGCUCUUUAUUAUUGGCGAUUAAUGAGGGACACGAGGGAUUUGGGAUUGCCUAA
This is a messenger RNA of Lachancea mirantina, 9720 nucleotides long. Lineage: Eukaryota; Fungi; Ascomycota; Saccharomycetes; Saccharomycetales; Saccharomycetaceae. The record is from the annotation of a GenBank genome assembly.